This is a messenger RNA of Prorocentrum cordatum, 795 nucleotides long. The record is from the annotation of a GenBank genome assembly. Lineage: Eukaryota; Dinophyceae; Prorocentrales; Prorocentraceae.
CGGGUGUGGAUCCUUGAAGUUGCGCGUCGAUUGACGUUCCCAGAUGACACGGCGUUGCAAGCAAGCUCGCACAUCGUGUUGGAAGUCCUCUCUCCUGACGUGCAUUCUCUUCCUCCUGAUCCCACAAGCUGACUAGCGCCCGCGAGCUUUCCGCUCAACAUGCAGUUUCUCUGGCUUUGUCCGCAGGCCACAGUAUCGGCUUUAACCUGGAGAGGUUGGUCGAUGGCGGUGGGCGAGAGGCAGGACUGAUACUUUUCAGUGCGGGGAGCCCGCUAAUCGCGAUUGUCGCGAUGAGCUGGCCAAUAGAACGCAUGCGAGCCACCCAGCAGUUCUAUUGAGUACUGCUUCAUGCGGUGCUCGCUGGCCGUUUGGGUGUCAGCUCACAGUUAGUUGCAGCUGCGCUGGUCGGUGGGGCAUCGACGCAGCACGAGUUGGGCUAGCAUGCGCAGCUGGGCAAGCACCGUGCGCGCGCGCGGGGCGUGCUUCGCUAGGCAAAACCAUGUGUUGAGGACAGUGACGCGUGUUUGGACUGUGCGUGGGGCGUCAUCGAUUUAUGCGGGAACUGACUCGCCCCAUACUAUGAGUUGAGCUCACCCGCUAUGGAUCUUGCUGCAGCCAGGUAUCCACGUCUCGACCAGCAACACAGCGACGGAGUGGCCUCCGAUCGUGGAGGCCGUGAAGCCGAACUCGCAGGCCGAGCGACUGGGCCUUCCCACAGGCUGGUUCAUCAAGAAGAUCGGCAACUGGACCGUGCCGCUCGCGGAGACGCCCGGCACGCGGAACUACAUCCCCACG